CGUUCUCUUUUGUCUCCUCAGGACGGUGGCUUUGAGUGAGGGUCCGUGUAAGCGGCACUGAAUGCAGGCUCCAGGAUGGGGGUUUGGGGGUUCCUGAAGACUCAGUUUGUGGUGCACUUGUUAAUAGGAUUCGUCUUUGUAAUAAGCGGCCUCAUCAUCAACUUCCUGCAGCUCUGCACCCUCCCGCUAUGGAGCUACAACAAGCAGCUGUACCGCAGGAUCAACUGCCGCCUGUCCUACUCGCUGUGGAGCCAGCUGGUGAUGCUGCUGGAGUGGUGGUCCGGCACACAAUGCACCCUCUUCACCGACCAGAAGACCGUGGAUCACUUUGGGAAGGAGCACGUCAUCAUCAUCCUCAAUCACAACUUUGAGAUAGACUUCCUGUGCGGCUGGACCAUGUGUGAACGUUUUGGAGUCUUAGGGAGCUCAAAGGUUCUUGCCAAGAAGGAGCUGCUGAUGGUGCCGCUGAUCGGCUGGACGUGGUACUUCCUGGAAAUCGUCUUCUGUAAACGCAAGUGGGAAGAAGAUCGGGACACAGUGAUGCAGGGGCUGCAGAACCUGAGGGAUUACCCGGAGUACAUGUGGUUUUUGUUGUAUUGUGAAGGGACGAGAUUCACGGAGACGAAGCAUAAGAUCAGCAUGGAGGUGGCGGAUAAGAAGGGGCUGGCGCAGCUGAAACAUCAUCUCCUCCCCCGGACCAAAGGGUUCACCACGGCAGUGCAGUGUCUCCGCGGGACAGUAUCUGCUGUGUACGACGUUACCCUGAAUUUCCGUGAAAAUAAGAAUCCAUCUUUACUGGGGAUAUUAUAUGGGAAGAAAUAUGAGGCGGACAUGUGUGUCAGACGCUUUCCAUUGGAGGAGAUCCCAGAAGACGAGCGGGAGGCCGCAGCCUGGCUGCACAAGCUCUACCAGGAGAAGGAUGCUUUACAGGAGCGGUACAUUCAGGAGGGAACCUUCCCCGGUCCUCAGAUUGUGCCCAGCCGUCGGCCAUGGACCCUGCUGAACUUCCUGUUCUGGGCCACGCUUCUGCUCUCACCACUUAUAUCGUUUGCGAUCGGCAUCUUUUCCAGCGGUUCGCCUCUGCUCAUCUUGUCAUUUAUGGGCUUCAUGUGGACAGCCUCGUUUGCCGUACGGCGUCUGAUCGGUGUGACGGAGAUCGAGCGGGGCUCCAGUUACGGUAACAGCUCGGUGAAGAAGACAGAUUAGCUGCGGGCGGCAUGAUUCUGAGGCAGUCUGGACUUUAUCUUGCUUUCUAUUUCGUACUAACAUGGACUGAGGAGGAGGAGUGGGACCUGUCAGGACUGGCUGACUGAGCGCCAGUAAGGAAUCUGACAUUUCAUGGGCGCAAGAAAAAGCUGCGCCCUGCUUGCCGUGUGGCACCGAGGCUGUGUCCUCUGCUCCCCUCUUCUCUACACUGGGUCCCCAUUAUGCUCGCCUCCCACCCCACACUUCUUUCUUCUCCCACCACCUUCGGACCUUUCUCCAUAGUAUUACUGCUGUUCUCCGCUCUCUGCCCCGUACACUCAUGCAGCCCGCUAGGAUCCUGAGCUGUCUUUUUUUCCCCCUUCCACUGCAGUCACGGCAAACAACGGAGCCUCGUCACCGGGAUGAAGAUAAACGGAGUUGGCCCCAGCAGGAGGCCUUUGUGUGACUUCUUGUUGCGCGUUCGACGCCCCGUGGUGCACCACCAUUACCCAUUGCUCUGCAGGCAGAACGGCUCUGCACACAGCAGCUACUGUGAAUGUAUUGUUCUGCACCCAUCACUCCGUUAUUUUUUACGUAAUCAUUGGACUCAGGUUAUGGUCCUAAAGAUGAGGAUCCCGUGUAACCCCCUCCACCAAUCACCUGACAAUUCUGCCUGUCCAUCUCUCCCGGAGCUUCGCAUCUCAUCCUCUUCCUGUUCCAUGAGGUUCCGGUGUCAUAUCACAUGGUCACAUGGCUGCCUCCAGCAGGGUUUAGCGGUUUAGACCUUAACAUGUCAGUAGCGUGUAUCAGAGGUGGCCGCACGUCAUAUCAUGUUUAUCAGACUUAUCAUCGUCCCAUAGGGAGGAGGUACUGAAUAGUAGGGCUAAUCCAGUGUGCGCACGCUUCUGUCCCUGGAGAACAAAGCGGCGAUCUGAGACUAGUAGUACUACGUCUCCUCGCCACCUUCUCUUCAGUGUCCACACAGGAGACAAACGCGUGCGUCAUACGUGUGAACACUGUAGUGAUGCUUCCAUGUCACCUCUUUCCCUCCCUGUAAAGAAAAGCUAGGAGUAAAAUAAAGAGAUGAAACCUG
Hyla sarda is the source of this 2278-nucleotide messenger RNA. It is a transcript of the gene AGPAT3, whose product is annotated as 1-acylglycerol-3-phosphate O-acyltransferase 3. The record is from RefSeq and is a predicted model, not a curated record. NCBI's taxonomy places the organism in Eukaryota, Metazoa, Chordata, Amphibia, Anura, Hylidae. The transcript is spliced from 8 exons. Gene Ontology annotation, cellular component: endomembrane system; endoplasmic reticulum. The coding region runs from base 76 to 1206 and encodes 376 amino acids. Gene Ontology annotation, molecular function: 1-acylglycerol-3-phosphate O-acyltransferase activity.